Messenger RNA from Cetraspora pellucida, 220 nucleotides. The record is from the annotation of a GenBank genome assembly. Lineage: Eukaryota; Fungi; Glomeromycota; Glomeromycetes; Diversisporales; Gigasporaceae.
AUGACCAAAAAACUCUAUAAUGAUAUUAUGAUAAUUGGUUGUAAUAAAAAUUUGGAGAAUGAAUCUGUUCGAAUUGACUUCGAAUGUGAUAUUAUAUUAGACAAUAUUAAAGAAACAGAAGAUAGUUCUUAUGAAAUUUUAAGAAAAAUUGCUAAUUUGAUUGGUGCUGUUGGUGUAGUAAAAUUUGACAGCGAUCCUGGGAGCAUAGGUGAAGAUCUCU